Penaeus indicus is the source of this 3912-nucleotide messenger RNA. RefSeq names its product tRNA (34-2'-O)-methyltransferase regulator WDR6-like. The transcript is spliced from 12 exons. Gene Ontology annotation, molecular function: protein binding. The record is from RefSeq and is a predicted model, not a curated record. Bases 104 to 3865 code for a protein of 1253 amino acids. Gene Ontology annotation, cellular component: cytoplasm. Gene Ontology annotation, biological process: tRNA methylation. Lineage: Eukaryota; Metazoa; Arthropoda; Malacostraca; Decapoda; Penaeidae.
UCGUAAACACGAGGCGCUUCUAGUGUUAAUCUGAGGACCUUCUUCAAACUAACAACAAACAAACAAGAACAGGGAAAAUAAGAACCAAUAUUUAGUUGCCAAUAUGGUUACUAUCAAAAAUGUAUUGUUGACCACUCAGAUAACAGCUUUAGAAGUGAAAUUACGUUAUGUAUUCUUGGGUGAGGGGCAAUACCUACACAUUCACAACCUGGACACCGGCAAGAGACUUGCAACUCACAAAGUCUUUGAAGCUGCCGUUGUCCAUGGCAUUAAAAUAAGACCGGUGAAAAAUGAAGAGAGCAGGAGCUGGGUAGUGGGUGUCUGGGGACAGAAGAGCCUGGCUGUACUACUGUAUAAAUGCCAGCCAGGGAAUGAAAUAUGUUCACUAAUUGAAGAAAGACGAUUUGAAGACUGGAUUAUUGAUGCAGCCUUAGAAGAUAAUUUGUCACACAUUGUCCUUGCAACUGCACACAACUCACUAAUCAGAUACAAACUGCAGUACUCUAAAGAUCUUGAAGAGCUCCCUUAUCAGGAUACCUUCUUGGAAAGUGAGGGAAAUUGCCUAGUACAUGAAGGUAAAGAGGACUGUAAUGCUAUUAAAACAGACACAAAUAGCUUUCCAGCAAAGACUGAACUUUUAACCUGGAAGAACACAAGAUGGAAGCCAGACAGAUGUGUGUUGGCAAAGGUAGACUGCACAGAAAACUGCAUUCUCUACUGUGGCCAUAUAGUGCUAAUGGCUGGAAACUGGGAGAGUGCUGUACUCUUAGCAGGUACGGUGUUCAGCCAAGUCUUGAUAUGGGGUCCAUGGUGCUGCACAGACCCAGCGGGAAGAAUUCCACCUAUUCACUGUCUGUCAGGUCAUGAGGGUGUCUUGUUCUCGAUCAACUUUUCUGUUGCUCAGGGCCUCCUCACCACAACUUCAGAUGACAGAACUCUCAGAAUGUGGAACAUAAUACCAAAGUACCCCUUAAGUGAUGCAAUCUCCCCCCCUUCCCUUCAGCUCUAUAACAGAGAGCAAGUACAACAGUACUGGUUAGAUGCAGAGAUAACAGAGAAGCACAUUUGCUAUGGUCAUGGGGCAAGAGUGUGGCAGUCUCUCAUUUUGUCCUCCUGUGUGGUGAGUGUUGGAGAGGACUCAAAGGUGUGUGUAUGGGACCAGCAAGGGAAGCUUGUUACUUGGUGGAAGGCUCAUGAUGGCUCGUGUGUCUGGAAUGUCGCUGCAGCAGAAGAUGAAGGUCAGUUGGUUACCGGAGGAGGAGAUGGCAGUGUCAAGACAUGGAGCUUAAAUAUAACAGAUUCCCCAAAAUCAGAACCUCUCCUGAAUGGUCCAUGGUGUCUUACAGAGAAAGAAACCCCAUUAAUUGAAAAUGAACAUAGUAAAGUAACAGAUGCUUCCCCUCAGCUGCCAGCAUCAGAAAAUGGUGAAGGGCAGAAGGCAGAAAUGUUAAAGAAUGGUGAAUUUUCUGAAGUUAUAAAAUUUGAAGGGAAUGAGACAACUGAGCCAUGUACUAAAAAUAAUCCAUAUCAACUUCCAAAGGCAACUGACUUUCCGCGAUGUGUUGCACUGGUUGGAGUUAACCAGUUUCUUUUAGCAAUGGAUAGUGGACGCUUAUUCCAGUGGCAUUCUGAAAAUGCUACUUGGACACUGGUUUGGGAUGAUCCAAGAAUGCAAAAAUAUGUCAUAAUGGACACUUGUUCGGACCAGAAAAAAAUUGCAGUGGGCAUGCUGUGUGGUGUUGUCCUCAUCUUCAGAAUAACAGGUAAUGGCAACUGGGAAAAACACUUAGAAGCCACCCUCUGCCAAGGGAAAAUAUUUAGCCUCCUGUGGCUGGGUUCCGAUCGCAUCCUUGCUUGUGGGCCUGAUGGUGACAUCGUGACCUGGAGCCUCCUGGAAGUCCAAGGUUCAUUGGUGAAGGAAAGGAAUCACAUCCUGCCUCCUUGUAAGCAACGCUGGGUAUCAGCUGCCUGCAUUGUACCAUCAAGAGUCCCAGGGGGUUAUUAUCUCAUCUGCGGGGACAGAGCUGGCAGUCUACACCUGUAUCACCAGGAGGACUCAGAGCCAAGGCAGAGCAUCCGUGGGAUCCACAGUAAGAAUGGAGUAACGAGCCUUGUCAUCCACGAGGGGUUCAUCUACAGCUCAGGACGAGAUGGAUGUGUUCGUCAGUUGAAGCUGUUUGAUGAGAGCAUGCAGGUGCUCACAGUCACGAGGGUCAGCAAUGUGACUUGGGUAGCGCGGGUCAUAUUUCUUCAAGGGAGACCUCUGGCCCUCUGCUUCCAUGAUGUGAACCUCAAAUUCUGGAACCUUGCUGAAGACCGAGCAGUGGUGGAAGUCGAGUGCGGAGGUGGCCACCGCUCCUGGGCUCUCCAUGCAUCAAGAUCGGAUGACCAACUGGUCUUCUUCUUCCUUAAAGAUGGGAUACCUUGCAUCUUUCGCACUACGUUGGCUGACAAGCUUAUGCCAUUGAUAAAGAGCCCAGUAAACACUCGUGAAACAAUGUGCCUACAAACUCUUUUUCAUGUGGAAGGUAAGACUUUCUUUGCAAUGGGAGGUGAAGACACGACUUUACGUAUCCAUUCUGUCCAUGGUCUCGAGAGCCACAGAUCACUUUGUGUCGUGCGCAGUCACAUUUCCAACAUCAGGGCUCUGUGUCGCAUAGAAUGGCAAGGAGCAGUCAGUCCAGCAGGUUCGGAUAAAAGUGUUUGGCUCGUGUCUGGGGGUGGAAGGGCACAGAUGAAGCUGUGGGAAGUCACCCUUAACCACAUUUCACAGAGGAACUUACUAAGUGCAGGUAGUGGGCUUCAGGGAAAAGUCGCAGUAGCAGGGAGUGGAGAAGAAAACUCAUAUCAGCAAGAACAGGCACAAGAGGAAAACACUUCUAUAACGUGUAACUCGAGCAGAGAAAAGAUGCUGAAUGUUGGCUGCAGAGAGGUUACAUCCCACAUGAUUCGCACAGGAAAUAACAAGACUUGGAAGAGCCAGGAACUGACCUUUGACCCUGAAACACGUUACAUGGAUGCCACAGCUUUCUGGGUCACUGAUCAGCUGGCGGUGAUUGUCUUAGCCUCAUCUGAUGGUAUUUUGAGGUUCUUCGUGUUCAGUCAGUGUACUGAGAAAGUGACACUGGUGUGUUCCCGAGCAUGUGACCACUGUCUUUUGAAGGUGGUCAGAGUACCAAUCCAGACACGACAUAUCCUUGCCUCUGCUGGCACUGAUGGAAGGGUUGUCUUCUGGGAUAUGAAGUCCAUUGUAAACUGGCUAUGCACACCUGAUGUUGCAGUCAACAAUCCACCCCCUUCACUGGAGCUGCAUCAGCUAGCCUUCAUCCAAAGUCAUCAAUCUGGUAUCAACAGUCUGUCAAUCAACUACCAUAGCGAACCCACAGAUGAAAAGAGUUAUAGAAGCUUAACUCUGGCAACUGGAGGGGAUGACAAUAAGCUGUCUGUUUGGGAUGUGAUAAUAGACACUUCAGAGGAUGGCUUUACCAAAAUUGCUGUCCAGUUUCUCUGCACUGCUGUUGGACAUGCUUCACAAAUUACAGGCCUGGAAUGGAUAUCACUGAACCUGCUAGUCAGCACAUCAGUUGAUCAGAGAGUUGUUGUGUGGGAGCUCUGCCACACAGAUUCAACUAGACAACAGAGUGAGACCGGCACAGACAACCCAGGAAGUGCACCACAAACAUAUCUGAGAGCAACAAGUUCAGCAUAUACUGGUGUACCCGAUGUAAAAGGUUUGACUGUGAUUCCCAUUAAUAAGAACAGUUCCAGCCCAAAUAAUUCUGAAACUGAUUUACUACAGAGACUUUUUGUGUAUGGUGUUGGAUUACAAGUUUAUGAUUUAGAUACUUCAGUAGGAGAAUUAUGAUAUAUUUUUUAUAUUUAUACUUGACAAAUAAAGUUUGUGAACUGGAA